AACAUAUUACGAGGGGGGAAAAUAAGGACUAGACUAACAGUCUACUUGGAGAUUUUAAGGACAUGAAAGUUUUCAAAUAUUUUACCUUAAACUAUUAUAUAUGUGCUUGUUUACAUUACUAACUGUAACUUACAUUGUUGUGUAUUAAAUUAUAUCUUUUUCAUUUUAUAUAUAACUCUUCAAAGAGAUUAUAGCUGUAUAGUAAAAAACAAACAUGCAUGCAAUGUUUGACUUUUGUGAAAUGAGUAUCUUAGCAACAGUUCUAAAGUUUUAUCAAUAAUAUAAGUUGGUUUGUUGAGCUUCUGGUUCAAGUGAUAUUUGAAUUUAACAAUGGUAGAGUUUACAGCAGCCCAGCUUGAGAAGCUAACAGAAUUGAUGAGACCUCCAGAACCAGAAAUACUACAAGGAGAUGAUCUUUCUUCAACAGGUUACGAAAUAACUUCAACCAGAAAUAGUAUUUCCACCGAGAAAGAGGUUACGAGAAGGCCAAAAACAAUUGAAGAAUAUGAGGCUCUUGAGGCUGCAGAAGCUGAACAGUUAUCUGCAGUUGGUGCUGGUAUUCCUGAUAAGAAAACUCCAUCUUACACUAUGAAUUAUCAGCAGUCUGUUAGUGCAGAAGAUGUUUUUCUCCAGAUUGGUCCCAAAACACCAUCGACGGCUAGCUGUGAAAACCUCAUUCUGAGGGUUAAAAUGCCCGGUGAUAAAAAAGAAAAUGUAGAUCUUAGCGUUGAUACAACGAAUGUUACUGUCACAUCAUCUCAAUUUCAUCUGAAGCUGCCCUUACCUCAUGCGAUCAACCCUGACACGUCAAAAGCCAAUUGGGAUACAUCAGAAGAGACCUUAGUUCUGACUUUGAAACUGGAUAGGGAAUUUGAUUUUGUGAACUUCUAAUUAUUAUCAUAUAAUGUGUAAACAUUACAUAAUCUAAUAAAUU
Molecule: messenger RNA, 934 nt
Organism: Pieris rapae (cabbage white)
Lineage: Eukaryota; Metazoa; Arthropoda; Insecta; Lepidoptera; Pieridae
Gene: Dnaaf6
Product: dynein axonemal assembly factor 6
Exons: 3
Coding region: 331-891 (186 amino acids)
Biological process (GO): axonemal dynein complex assembly
Cellular component (GO): cytoplasm
Molecular function (GO): protein-folding chaperone binding; dynein intermediate chain binding
Source: RefSeq, a predicted model, not a curated record